This is a messenger RNA of Daucus carota subsp. sativus, 1325 nucleotides long. RefSeq names its product protein CHROMOSOME TRANSMISSION FIDELITY 7. The coding region runs from base 90 to 1157 and encodes 355 amino acids. Gene Ontology annotation, cellular component: chromatin; nucleus. Lineage: Eukaryota; Viridiplantae; Streptophyta; Magnoliopsida; Apiales; Apiaceae. Gene Ontology annotation, molecular function: protein-lysine-acetyltransferase activity. Gene Ontology annotation, biological process: mitotic sister chromatid cohesion. The transcript is spliced from 6 exons. The record is from RefSeq and is a predicted model, not a curated record.
UUUUCAGUUUCAUCUUGUUGCUGUUCUCGCAUAGAACAUGAAAUCAGCUUAAAACCCUAGGAGUGCAUAACAAUCUGUAAUAAUUGAUAAUGCAAUCCAAGAUCAAUUCUUUUUUCAAACCAUCCCCUUCUUGUUCUUCAUCUUCGACACCCAAGUCAGUAGAUCAAGACCCCCUUGUCGACGACAUAUUCUUCGACACGGGCGAGGAUGAGCACAUCAAAGAACAUGAAAUUGUCGUCAAAUACAAACGUAGAGAUGUAAAUAUAGACAGUGGAGGAUUGGGAAAUUCUGAUUUAGGGGAUUCUUCGUCUAAGAUGGUUCUGGCCAAGUCUUCGAAAGUUCUAACUAAAAAAAGAAGCUAUGCACAGUACCAUUUGGAGUUGGGGCAAUCUGAUUUUCUAUUGCAUACUUGUAGUACAUGUGGCUUCAAGUAUGCUACUGGGGAUGAAGAGGAUGAGAAGGUUCACAACUCGUUUCACAAAACGUAUACACAUGGGAUUCAAUUUAAGGGUUGGCGGAAUGAAAGGGUCAUCCAUGUAGCAGAAGAGGGGCGUGUUCUGUUAGUGUUGGAUGGUGAUCCUCCUGCUCAGUGGAAAAAGGUUCAAGAGGUUGUAAAAAUGAUGGAGACGGAGCUUGGUGAGGGAUGGAUAUGCAAUAAGGAUUGCAAGAUCUACCUAUUUAUUUCCUCCAGCAGAAUUUCUGGCUGUUUAGUUGCUCAACCAAUAGAAAAAGCUUAUAGGAUUAUAUGCAACACUGUAGAUGGGACAUCCAGUAGUAAUAGUAGCAAAAAAACAAAAUCCGGCUCAGAUACAAUGCAAUUUGGUAGUGUGAGCUUUCAGAGAGAAAGGGCGAAAAGUGUUUCUUCCUCUAAAAAUUCCCAAGUCUUAAAUGACAGUCUCAGUGGGGCUAUUUUGUGUGAAAAGGAAGCUUUGCCUGCAGCAUGUGGCAUUAGAGCCAUUUGGGUUGCUCCUGCGAACAGAAGAAAACACAUUGCCACCCGUUUGCUCGAUGCUGCAAGAAAAAGCUUUUGCUCGGGUCCAAUCCUGGAAAAAUCUCAGCUGGCAUUCUCGCAGCCCACCUCAGUUGGAAAGGCACUGGCCUCUACUUAUUCCAGCACUCCGUCGUUUUUGGUCUACAGAACUACUGAUAUGGAGUAGUUUUCCUUUUCCAUUCCUAGCCUUUUUAUCCUCUUCCUGUUACCCCAUGACUUGCAAGUCGGGUUAUACAUCUGUAAUACGCUUACCAUGUUAGACUACAAACUCUUUUAAACGUUUGAAGUGAACUUCAUAGAUGAAUUAACAUAUACUAUCGUUUACUAAUAUCAA